Patiria miniata (bat star) is the source of this 996-nucleotide messenger RNA. Its product is annotated as alpha-1A adrenergic receptor-like. The coding region runs from base 1 to 996 and encodes 331 amino acids. The record is from RefSeq and is a predicted model, not a curated record. Gene Ontology annotation, molecular function: G protein-coupled receptor activity. The transcript has a single exon. Gene Ontology annotation, biological process: G protein-coupled receptor signaling pathway. Lineage: Eukaryota; Metazoa; Echinodermata; Asteroidea; Valvatida; Asterinidae. Gene Ontology annotation, cellular component: membrane.
AUGGAGACGAAUGUUACAGGGGGAGCUGCUGAAGAAGUAGAUGCACUGUACAACUUCAUUUCAGCGGUGUCUUGGUGCGUCGCAACGCCGCUGUCUCUGGUUGCGAACAUUUUCUCGCUGCUAGUCGUUCACCGCUCUCCCGUGAGGAAUGAUAUCACCCAGGCCUACGUAGCGAGUGUUAGCACCAUUGUCAUGGGGCUGACCCUGUGCCUGGGCCCCACGGCUGCACUGAGUUCAAUCACGGGUGGGGAGUGGAUCCUUGGUAAUGGCAUUUGCACGGUACAGGGUUUGCUCUUAGCGGCCAUACUGUCAGUUCUCUCGGUCAUCAUGUUCAUCUUUUCGAUCGAAAGGUACGUCUAUUUGGCGCAUCCCCUUCGGUAUCCUGUUUUGGUAACUUUUAGCCGGACUCGAGUCAUCAUCGCCGGUAUGGCACCCAUCGGUCUUCUCGCUGUGAUCUUCUGUGGCAUCUUAUCGGAUUGGCGCGGUCUGUACAUGUCUUCUUGGCACGCCUGUGUGCCUCACUUCAAGGACGACAUCGCCCGCUCCGUAUACUUCUGCGCCUACCUCCUGGUGAAGCUGAUCCCUGCAGUAAUCGGCUACGCCUUACACUGCUCCCUCCUCCUCAUAGCGAGGCGACACUUGCGUCGUAUUAUCGCCGACAUGCCGUCCCCACACACCGUCCGUGCGGACCCGACCCUCAGCCGGGCCGCUGUCUUGAUAUUUCGCCGGCUGAAGCUCAAUAUCGCCCGCUGGGUCUUGCUCAGUUUCUUCGCUUUGUUUUUCCUGGCCAUGGACCUGAUUCCAGAUCUAGCCUGUCUGUACCCGAUACCAAACUACCUGGUGCUGCCUGGAAAUAUUGCGUUUCUGUUCGUUUCCUGUGCGUUACCUAUUGCUCACCUGUACAGCAAUAGGUCCUUGAAGCGUACAGCCAACCAAACUCUUGGAUGUUGUUCCUGUAGGUGCGAAAACAAAAACCUACACAGCGUAGACGUAUGA